AUGAAUAGAGUGACAAAUUCACCAGUAACACGUCAACGUCGGAAAGACAUAGUAAAGGAAGCCAAAGGAGGUUUUGGUCACCAAAGCGGACCAUUUAAAACUGCCAAAGAGCAUGUAAUGCGGGCUCGGGCUUAUGCUUAUCGCGACCGAAAGCAAAAAAAAAGAGAUUUUCGUCCACAAAUUAAACUAAAUCGUAAGCAGUUAUCGGAAAUGGCUAUCCAUCAACCUCAGCACUUCCAGGCUUUAAUCAGCAAGGUUCAAAAUCCGUGA
Molecule: messenger RNA, 270 nt
Organism: Ambispora leptoticha
Lineage: Eukaryota; Fungi; Glomeromycota; Glomeromycetes; Archaeosporales; Ambisporaceae
Source: the annotation of a GenBank genome assembly